CCAGUCAUUCCCUAUAGCUCCAUGACGUCACGCUCUAUUCGUCUGUUUGGUCGGCAGGGGUCGCUCUCUCAGUGAGGGGGCGUUGUUACGUUUCGCAUAUAGAGGAGGGGCGGGGCCUGAGGCGUGACGUCACGGUGGAGGCGCGCAGACGGAGUACAGCCAAUGGCGGCCUGGCCCGCCGUCGGCUCCGGGUUUGAAUAGUGUUCGGGCCUCAGAGAAAGGAGACGGCGAGGAGCGGGGACCCGGUGCAGGAGAUUACGUGCGCUGUGACUCGGGCUGACUGUUACCAUGUCGCUACACGGGACCUUAAUGGAGUCGCUGCUUACAUGGGUGAACAGCCUGAAGGUGGAUGAGCCAAUCGAGCGGCUCUCACAGAUGCAGGAUCUGAACAUCUUUAUCAAAAUCAUCACAAAGCUGAACGGAAAUAUUGAUGAAGCCGCCCGGAUACUGCAACAACCUCUGGAAGAGAGAUUGAAGUUCUUACAGAGACACUGCAGAUGUGGCUCUAAAGCUGAGGAUUUGGUGCAGUGGCAGAAGAUCUUAGCUGGAGAGAACAAUGAGCUGGAGAUAUGUAAGGUCAUCGUCCUGCUCUUCUAUGUCUGGAACAUAAAGUGUAAGAACGCUCAGGAGUGGGAGACAUUCGAUCACAAGACGCAGACCGAGCUGGCCUCCAUCCUGAGGUUUGUUUUGGACAAUGAAGAUGAUCUGUCACUCGAUGAUAAACUAAUUCACUUCCUGCAAAGGAAAGCCCGGGUCAUCUCCACCAGUGACAGCGCCUCCAGCUCUGAUGACACCAUGUCUCCCACAGUGCCCACUAAGAAGACACAAGUGCGAUUUCUGGAGCUGCAUCGCGUUGCUUCAUCUUCCACCAUGAAAAGUUUGCCUUUGGACUCUCCCUCCUCUCCGAUGAGCGAGGUGCUGCAUAUGCCGCAGUUCCAGAUACGGAGGCUCCGGAAGCAGCUGAUAGAGGGACGAGACUUGAGGGACGAGCUAGAGCUGGAGCUCUCAGAGACCAAAAAACGUCUGGCUGAAAAAGAAGCACAGAUUUUCCUCAUGCAGCAGCGCAUCGAGCGUCUGGUGGUGCUGAACGAAAGGCAGGAGAACCAGCAGGAGCCCAGAGAGAUGGACGAGCUGCGAGAGAAGAAUGAGAGUCUCAUGAUCCGCCUUCGGGAUGCCCUCAAGCAGUGUCAGGAUAUGAAGACGGACAGGAUCCAUCUGGAGAGGAAGAACGAUCAGCUGUCUGACGAGAACGGGGACCUAUCAUACAAGGUACGAGACCUGUCCAGUCGCUUGGCCCAGUUACAGGACGCUCUCAAUGAGACCACCGAAGAGCACGAGGCAUCUGUGGCUGGGUGGAAGCAGCAGCAGAGCCAGCUGGAGAUGGAGCUGAACACUGCGAUAACUGAGAAGAAAUCUCUGGAGGAACGCAACCAGAUUCUGCAGGAGAAAAUUUCCAUGUUGGAAGAGCAACUAAAGAAGAUGGAAGACAGUGAAUCUCGAGAUAAAGGAGAGCGACUAGGUGAUGUCCUCAAGCUGGAGCAUCUGCAACAAGAGGUGGUCGCUUCAAACACUAAAAUAUUGUCGCUUCAAGCUCAGAUCACACAGAUGGAAGAAGAGAAGACGGCAGCGAGGGCAGAGUUGGAGUCGCAGAAAUCGCGAUUCGAAGCUGAAAAAAUGCAGCUCCAAGAUAUUGUAACAAACCUGCAAACGUCCUUGUCAGAGAUCACCUUCCAGAAGGAGAGGCAGGACCAGGAGGCCAGGCUCCAGGAAGAGAAGCUUACGGGUCAGAUCACAAACCUGAAACUGGAGAUCUCAAAGCUAAAGGUGUCCCUGACCCAGAAGGAUCAGGAGCUGUCCGGUGCCCACAAGGAAGUGGAAGAGGAAAGGAGGCAGAGAGGCCAGCUGGAGGUAGUCAUGCAGAAGCAAGAAGAGGCCUCCAAGAAGAACAUAGCAGAGCUAAGCCAUCAAGUGGACCAUCUUGGAAGCACGCUAAGGCAGACAGAGGGCAAGCUACUGGAAUUAAACGAACAGCUUGGCCUAAACACCCAGCAGAUGUUUAGUUUACAGCAGGAACGGGAUAAAUUUGCUAAAGAGAGAGAAUCUGCCAUUACGAUGUUCAAUGAGUAUAAGAAUACAAAGGAGGAAGAAGUGAACGCUUUGGGUAAAACUUGUCAGGCCUUACGAAACGAUCACCAAGCUGGAUUGGUAGCCGUGGAAGAGCUGAAGAAGGAGAAGGCUGAACUGUCUCUUAAGGUGCAAGAGCUGGAUGCUACCAUCUUGGACUUGAUCGCCAAAUGUCAGAACCUGGACGCCGAGAACGAUACGCAGAGCAAGUCGCACGCAUCUACCUUAGAGUCGCUGAGGACCCGGCUCUCCGAACAAGAGGCUCAGCUGAAGGUCUACGAGCAGAAAGUGUCCGAGAUGGAGCUGGUGAGUGAAGACAAUGGGAAGAUAAGAGAACAGCUGCUGUCCCUGGAGGAUACUGUGAAAAACCUGACGGAACUGCUGGAAAAAGAGAGAGAGAACUCAGCUAAACUGAAGACUGAGCGGCAGAAAAGUUCAGAGCUCGAGGGGAACGUAAAAACCCUUAAAGAGAGUAGAGACCAGGCAGUCACUGAACUGGACAAAGAGAAGUCUGCAGUCAAGAAACUCCAAUCUCGGAUUACUCAGUUAGAAGAGGAAUUCCGAGCAAAAACGGCGAACCUGCAGCAGGAGCUGGGCGAAUCCUCUGCGGCAAUCCAAAAACGAGAAGAGGAAAUCAAGAAACUCACAAAGGAAAUGAGCUCAUGGAAAGAUCGAGCUGACAGAUCCAGUCAGGUGGAGGCAGACAUCGAGAAAUUAAGGGAAGAUCACAAGGAGGUGUGCCAGCAGCUGGCGACAGAGAAAUGUAAAGUGUCUCAAAUGGAAACCGAGGCAAAAGCCACCAUGUCCACGCAGCAAGAUCAGGUGCAACACCUAGAGGCUGAGCUCUCCGCAGCCAAGGCUCAGCUGAAGGAGAAGGAAGCACAAGAGCAGAAACUACUUCAUACAAUCCAGUCAUCUGAAGAGAAGCUGCGGCUGGCUCAAAAGGAGGACGCAGAACAUGUUUCCCAGCUGGAAAUCGCCCGCAGCAAUAAUGAACAAGAGGUUCAAGUCCUCACCAAGAAGCUUUCUGACGAGAAGCAAAAGACAGAAGAGUUACAAGCAACGUUAAAGAGCCUGGAAGAACUGAAAUCUGAGAAGAUCUUCGCCUUGGAGUCGCAAGUAAGUUCAGUGCAAGGAGUUAUCCAGAAUCUGGAAGAAACCUUACAGAAAGUUUCUGCAAAGUUGGAACACAAGAGCAAACAGUACAAGGAGUCUCAGGUAAAGCAUCAGCAGGAGUUUGCUCAGAAAGAAGAGGAGGUUCAUCACCUGGUGAAGGAGAAAGAAAAAGUACUCUCAGAGCUGAAGACAGAGCAAGCAGCUAAACUAGAAGCCGAGGCUCAGCUGCAGAAAUGUAUGGAGGUCCACAAAAAUGAGUUUUCUGCUUUGCAGAAUGAAUUGUCCCGCUCCCUGGAUCUUAUCACCAUGAAGGAGAGCGAACUGGAGAGACUUGCCAAAGAGAUAUCUGUUAGGGAGGAAGAAAUCCAGAAGGCGAAACUCAACGCAGCUAGUCUAACAAAAGAGGUAGAAGAGCUGAAAGUCUACAAAGAGAGUGCCACCUCCCAGGAUGAACAGCUCAAACACUACAUCCAGACUGUGAAAGCCACAGAGUCUGAGGUGAGCGCUCUGAAAGCUACGCUGUCCGAGAAAGACAGACAGGUGGAACGUUUGGAACAGGACCUUCACAGAAAAACUAGAGAAGGUGAUUCGGUCCAGCAGCAGUAUCAAGCUACAUUAGGGGAAGUGCAAGCUCUUCAGUCCAGGACUGCAGAACUGGAGAGUAGAUGUCUUGGGCUGGAAGAUGCAGUACGGGUCUCUGGUAAAGAAGCAGCUGACGCAAGAGCUGCAGCGUUUGAAAAGGCUUCUGCAUCUGAACAGCAUGAAAAGGGAAUGCAGACGCUGGCAACGGAGGUGCAGCAGGAGCGACGAAGGGUGUCUGAGCUCGAGAAGAAGCUGGAGGAGGCUCGGGCUUUGCAGUCUGAGAGUGAGGCUUCCUUAGAAGCGUUAAAGAAAGAACUGAUCCAUAAGGUUCAGGAAUUAGAACAAAGCCAAAAGUCCUUGAGCGAAUCGAGCAAUGAGCUGAGUAGUGUGAAGGCUGCAUCUCAGGAACAUGAAAAGGAGUUGUCUGCAACCAAGGCGCAAGUAGCCCAACAUCAGAAGGAAAUGGAGAAGAAGACACUAGAGAUACAAAGUCUGCAGAAGGAACUGAGUAAUCUGGCUACCAAGCUGACCAGCAAUGAGCACAGCUAUGGUGAGGUCAAGGAACUUCUAGUCAAAGAAACCAGUAGAAGCAAAGAGCUGGAGCAGCAGCUGAGGAGUGUCCAGGAAAGGCUGGAAGCCUCUUCCAAGGAACUUGAUGAGAAACAGGGUGCCGUCCAAAAUAUGACAACAGAGGCUUCGUCCUACAAAGAGGAAGCGGAAAAGCAAAGGAUGAAGGUAGAAGGUCUUGAGAAGACCCUGUCAUCUCACCAGGCAACCACAGCACAACUGGAGAAGGAGAUCAAGGUCUGGCAGGAGAAGUGCAGCCACAAGGAGGAGGAGAUGUCCAGCGUUCAGAGUCAGCUCGAGGAAUUGGUGUCUCUUAGAAACCUUUACCAGGAAAUGAAGGCCGAGCAGUCUCAAAGGGCAAGCCAACACAAGGAGGAACUCCUGCAAAACCAGAAGGCCAUACAGACUUUACAGAUGGAACUGGAAAAAACCAAAGCGGAAGCAGCGUCUGUGGGGACCCUGAGAGGAGACUUGGGCCAGAAGGAGAAGAUGCUAGAGACUCUGGAAAAGGAGAUGAAUGAGUAUCGCAGCACGGCGGACUCUCUUCAGGAGGAGAACAAGCACCUGGCCGCAGAGAAUGCAACUCUGUCCCAAACAUACGACCAGGAGCUGAAGAAGAUGCAAACGGAACUGGUCAGGAUGUCAGAGAAGAAUACGAAGGAGCUGGAUUCUCUACGACUGCAGUAUGAGAAGAAGGUCUCUGAGGGCAAGGAGCAAAUCCAGGACAUCACCAGCAAAUACGAGCACGCCAAAUCCAAGAUUAUAGACGAAAGGCAGAAGUUCCAAGAGGAAAAGCAGAAAAUGCUGACUCAGGUGGAUCAGUUGGAGGCAGCAAAGAAGGAACAGUCUGAGCAGGUUCGUGAGUUGAACAAGCAGAUAAACCAGCAGGAAAAGACUAUCCGGAACCAGCAGCAGAAACUGAAGCAGCGAGACAGUGAGGCCCAUGAUGAUUUGGAGAAGACCCAGAAAAAGGUGUCUGAGCUGGAAUCACAGCUGGAGAAGCAGGUUCAGGCUGUGGAGCACUACAAGGCACAGAUGGAGAAAGCGAAGCUUCACUACGACGCUAAGAAGCAGCAGAGCCAGGAGCUGAGCGAGGAGCUGCAGAGCAUCAACCGGGAGCAGGAGAAGCUGCACAAGGAGAACUCCGAGCUCAAGGGGGAGGCCGAGCGCCUCAACAAAGAGCUGCAGCUUUCACUGCUCCAGACCAAGGAGGCCGAACAGAACUGCAAGAACCUGAGCAGCCAAGUGCGGAGCCUGGAGGCACAGGUGGAGUAUGCAGAUCGUCAGCUGCGCGAGCUGGGUAAGUUGCAAGUUUCCACCGAUGCGAUGAAGAGCAGGGAGACCUUGUGUCCGCCACGAGUUACCCGGAGCCACGCUGACGUCAGUAUCGACAGCCUGGACAUGAGCGACGAAGAGGAGCACCCCCUGAACUCCACCAGGAAGAAUGGACGCUCCCAUCGAGAACCCUCCACAUCCACCGCUAAAUCUGGGAGCCCGGAGGCCUCAUCCACGUCUCCCCGGAAAGUGGAGUCCCUAGAAAGCCUGUACUUCACCCCCAUUCCCAAUCGUGUGAAGUCCAAGCUGGACAGCAGCAUCGGAUCCAUCGGUGACUUGUUUCUAGAUUCUUCCAAGAAAACGCGUUCAGCUCGAAGACGAACAACCCAGGUUAUCAACAUUACUAUGACCAAGACCAGCAAGGAGGAAGUGGAGCCGGAUCAAGAAAGCGCCAACACCUCCUUCUACAGCCUGCGCUCUGCCCCCUCACACCAGAGUCUACACCAACCUCAUCAUACCCGACGUGGAGGAAAACCCCAGCCGGCCGUCUCCGCUCCUGCCCUGACCAGCCUCCCUUCUAUGGAGUCACUGGGGAAACAGGAGCACACGUCCUCAGACGACAGCCUGAACAACUCCGUGCUGAUGAGUCUGCCCGGCUAUCGGCCAAACACCCGCAGCUCUGCCCGCCUCUCACAGUCAGGAGGUCGGAGCAGCUUCUACCUAAACACGUGCCAGGACGAGCCCGACCCGCAGGAAGACUGGACUAGAAUCGCAGAACUGCAGCAGCGCAAUCGGGCCUGUCUACCCCACCUCAAGACCAGCUACCCCCUGGAGUCUAGGCCAUCCGUCCUGGCCGCAACCAUCACUGAUGAAGAGAUGAAGACGGGAGACCCCAAGGAGACGCUGCGACGAGCCACACUAUUGCCCUCACAGAUCCAGGAGUCCAUGGCUGGCACACGGAGGAUGACCAUGACCUCUGCCGGCAUAGAGCACUCGAUGGCAGGAGGCGGCAUCACAACCCGGCAGCAGAGGAAGCGGGUGUCUGAGGAACCUCAUUACGGAUCGGACACUCCCGAGUCUAAGAAAUCUGCCAGUUGCUUUCCGCGACCAAUGACCCCAAAAGACAAACCUGAAACGCGCAGAAUGUCGUCUGCCGUCGAAAGCAAAGCCAAUAUCAGCCAGCAGUCACAUACCAGUCGUCGGCAGACCAUGGCCUUCAGCAUUCUCAAUACUCCCAAGAAGUUGGGGAGCACUCUACUUAAAAGGGGUCUAAACAAGAAGUCCACGCCCAAGAAUACCCCACAGGGACGUGGUGGCACCAGCAAAUCCCCGCACCUCUCCAUCCGCAAAUCUCCCAGCAGAAAGUCCCCGCGGACGUCCUCGGCAAAGUCUCCAAAGGCCAGCAAGUUUUUCGAAAGGAACCAGAAAAAGAAAUGAGUAAAAAGGACGAUCUAUCCGUACGGGGGAAAAGGGGGCAGCUUUAAUCCUCUAUGGACUCGCAGACAACGCACAUUGCCGGCCCUACGUGGAGUCCAUGAGCGCACACUCACCCUCAAUGCUUUAUGGACUGGGUAUGGUGGGGGGGGAUCAGACCCGGCGCGCUCUGCACUCCACAUCAUAUCAUCGGACGGCCGCGGACUUGCGUUUUAUGGCGGCGAUAAUGUUGGGGGGGGGGGGGGGGUAGCUUUUUUCUAGAGAUGAUGAUGAUCUGUAAUCUGUGCUUGCAUUUCAUGCGGUCUCUCUCUCUCGCCUCUUAUGUACUACAGCAGGCAUUUUUAUUUUUUAUUAUUCAGCGGAUACGAAGACGAAACUCUUUUAGUGCCUUAUUGCUGUGGCUCUGUAAUUUAGCAAAAUGUUUUUCUUUUUUUUUUUUGUUUUUUUUUUAUUUUU
Messenger RNA from Hyla sarda, 7554 nucleotides. RefSeq names its product nuclear mitotic apparatus protein 1 (gene NUMA1). The record is from RefSeq and is a predicted model, not a curated record. Gene Ontology annotation, cellular component: centrosome; spindle microtubule; spindle pole. Gene Ontology annotation, biological process: establishment of mitotic spindle orientation. NCBI's taxonomy places the organism in Eukaryota, Metazoa, Chordata, Amphibia, Anura, Hylidae. Gene Ontology annotation, molecular function: microtubule binding.